UAUCAUGUGCCAAGUCUGCUGCAGGGGCUCGUAGUGUGUGCGGUUUAGCGCUGACUCGACUCGACUGUCGAAUGUCCUACACUUCCCACAUGCUCUUCCACUCCCAGUACUCCCAGUAGUGGGAUUGUAUUCGUUCGAAUUUUCGUUCUUCUUUGUCGUGAGAUCAUGAGAUCGCCGGCCUGCAAAAUAAUUUGAUGGCCAAUGUCACUUCAUGUAUUUUGAAAGAAACAAUACUUGCUUCGCUUGAUAAUUAUAGCUAUUAGUGCAGUGCUCCUGGGCUGUUGAGGACCCUGGCUUAGGAUGCUCUCAAUGAUCGAAUAAUGCACGCCAGUGCGCGAUCUUCAGCAACAACUGGCGAGAGAGACUGGCAAGCGCUAACCAAUUGCAAAUGCCUAACCCGUAACUCUGCUGAUUGCGGAUUCUGUCCAGUGACCAUCGUCUUCCCUUCUUCUUCUUCUUUGGUUCACUGCACGAAGUCCGUUGCAGUCGACAAGAGUCAACAUCGGUAUCUCUCGAGUGUUUAUCCGCUACAUUGAUGAAUGAAUAGUUGAAGAGGAGGAAGAAGAAGGCGGGCUCGACCGCGGAGAAUAGUGGUAUUCUCAACAAAUGCUUUAUCAUUGUGACGUUGUCCAGCCCUGGCCUCGCGCUAUCGUCUUGGUGGGCAGAACAAGUGUUAGUGAUCGACAGUCCGAGAGUGCGAGUUUCGUUUGAGUAGCGCCUCGUCUGGCGAGGACCUCCCCCUGGUUCCAUUCUUUGGAGUAUAACUGGUCCAGGAACACCCUGCCACCAUUGGUAACAGUUGCUGUGCGUGCUGCUCUGCGGAGCAGGACGACAAUGGCGGCGGUGUGGUUCAGAGCAAGCACUUCAUACUCCGGCGAGAAGUACUGCGGCUGGAAGCUGAAAUCCUUCAGCUGACACUGGCUCACGAUGGCUCUGUCACCUGGACAUUGUUCUUUCCUGAACGGGUGCCAAUCGUUCUGUAUGAGGACGAGGACAACCACCGACGGUUUGCUGAGAGAAGUGUCUUUCAUGUCCGUGCUGAUGUUGAAAAUUCCAGCAAGACCUUUGACGAGUUUCUGGCAUUUCCUGGUACCCCGAUGAGCAAGACAUCUGAUUGCUUCUUGCAAUGGAAGGAAACAGAGAAAGGCACUGUAUGGGGUCUGAAAUUCAUGCUGUCAACGGAUAUGGAGAGCUUCCUCAAAGUUUGCCUGAGUGGACUGACUACCGGGCAGAUUGCACACACAACCUCUACACGGGCACUUGCUGAUGCACUUGGCGGGCCAGCAAUGUCAGAGAAGGAACGGCGCUCCCGUGGCAAUGUUGGCAGACCGGCUAGUGUUGUUGAGAGUAGUAUUGAUGAGGAGACGUUUCACGGCAUUGCCAGCGAGACUGCUCAGAAUGCUGCACCGGAAGUGACACGUUUGCCGUCGCAUGUAGAGAGCCCCCAGGAGGAUGGUGGUACUCGCAUCGAGGCUGCUGUGGAUGAUGGCGAUGGUUCAUCUGAUCAGCAUGCUGGUGAGAGCGAUGAAGGUGAGGAACCGGAGUGCACGUACAUCGAUGAUGUGGAGCCCAACGUCGGUGAGCACGGAUCUGCCCAGCCUGCUGACACUGCUGCAGAGCAGAUUCCCACAGCAGGCCAGCAUGGUGGUGAUUUGGCUGCAGUCACUGUGCGUGGUGCAGCAGCAGGCGAUGCAAUGCGUUCGCCCACCGACAGUGCGCUGCUCAAUAGAGAUAGUGAUCUUGAACACUUGUCGUUGAAUCUGACCGAUGACAUUCUCUCGCAAUUCCCAAUCACUAUUGUCAAUAAGACCCCUGGAAGGGAGAUCGACUUAUCGUCACCUACGCCAGCAGAUACAACGAGCAGUACUUAUGAUGGCGAAGGCCCAACAUCACUGCUGACACCGCCUGUUGGGUUUUUGCACUCUACGGAGAAUCUCAGUGAACCCGCCGAGUAUAGGCGAGGCGAGGACGACCUGGUGAGUCCUACUCCCAUCUCGCCACCGGACUGGGUGGACAGUGGGCUGGGUUCACACGCUCUCUCACCAUUACAUCAUGCUACCGUCGCCAAUCAAGAUGGUGACAGCGCGGCGGCGACAGAAAGCAGCAUUACAGUGCAGAUAUCCACGCCAAUGUCGAGCGACGCACACGAGGAUUUACGUGCCAGCAUGUACAGCCCUGGCAUUGUACCUGUGCGCUCCAGAGAGAAUUUAGACCGCAUCAUUCCAGCACCAGCUAUGCAAGAUGCAGCUGCAUCGCCGUCUCAAGAUGCUAGUAGCAGCAAUACAGCGGAGGCCACAGGCAGUGAGCUGCCACCGUCGGGUCUUGUCAGCUCACUAAAAGCAAGAUUUGACGUCAGCUCUCGUGGUGUUGUCCAAACAAAGGAGCAGAUAGAAAGAGCUAGGUUGGCUGCAAGUGCCAUGCCCGCCGCGGAGGAGGCACCUGUUGAGAGUGGUAACGACACCAUUGAAAGUGAUGACACAGCUACUACGACCUAUCCUGUUUCGGCAGUUAAACCCGAGCAACCCGUUGUGACUGAUGGCAACCAGGUGUCAUCAGAAAUGCUUCCUGGUUCUGUUCGCUAUUCAGGGUACCUAGUGCUGAAGAAUGUCAUUUUCCACAAGCACGGACGGCUGACUUCUGGGUCGCGUCGUAAAUGGAAGAGCUGCUGGGGUGUGUUGCAUGGCACAACUCUCACACUGUAUCAGAGCAGUGGUGAGGAUGCCGAGGCUGACGAGAGCGCUCCCGUUGUCCUGACAACUGAUGUGUGCAAUGGUAUUGCACAGCUGGUUCAUGAGUAUGUAUACCGUGACUAUGUGACCAGUUUGAGCAGCAGCGAAGGCCACACUCACUACAUGCAGGCCAGUAGUCAGACUGAUGCCAGUGCAUGGGUCGGUUCCAUACACCUAGCUGCUGCACUUGCAGCAACAUCUGCCUCGACAAAAGCUGAUGCUAUUCAGGAUUUCCAGAGUCGCUGCACUCAGAUCCAGGAGGAAAUUGACACGCAAAGUCAAAUGAAGCAGAUGGCUGUGCUGCAGCAGAAAACCGCCACCGGCAAAGUCAAGUCGAAGAUUUCUGAACAGAUCAGUUCCUGGAGUGAAGAACUGGAGGCGUUCAACAUGGAUCUUUUCAAGUGGAAGUGCUAUAUUGCAGCACUGAAAGGCUCGGAGUUGCCCAACCCGCAGAACCUGCUAGCAUGUGCAACGAAGGCCACCAAGUCAUCCUUGCGUGGACAAGUUGCAACCUUCUCUGUGUCGGCCCUACAUUGCCUGGUGAUUGCACGGCGAGCUGCCAAGACAAGCAAUCAACGUCCAGCGUCACUCAAGCAUGCAAAAAAGACUGGCCCCGAGCCUGACAUAGUGCCAAUGAAAAAGAAUGAGAAUUCCAACAAGGGCUCUGCAUCUGGAUCAGUUGAGAAUGCUCAGGAAACAUCAGCAAUGCAUGCUACUCGCAAAGCUCUGGCUCCUCUUGACUUAGGACCAUCCGAGUCGUCUUCCACAGCAACGGAAGGAGAGUGUGGCACGGAAGCAGGCAACAGCGUUGACAGUUCACCGACCGCCGAAGUUGCGCCUGGUCAGCCGGUUUGGAAAGAUGUUGCCCAGCCGCCAAAGCAAGCGGCAACUGCAACCAAUAAUGUCGAGCAGACGAGUGCUGCUCCAGCUGCUGCCAAGCCGCAGUAUUUGAGAAUUGAGCUGCCGGACAAGCAGAGUACUGUUAUCCUAUUACAGGACGGCAUGACAGCUGGUGAUGUACUGGAUGUGGCAUGUGAGAAGAGGAAUCUUGACCCAGACGGUACAUUCCUGGUGCUCGGUCUGAAUCGUGCUGACACAGGAAUGGAGUUUCGACUUGCUAACCUUGAUCAAGAGAUGAAAGAUAUGAUGUACGACAUUGUGGAGGUCCGUGAGAAAGUGGUGAGCACCGUACAUCUGGCGUUACCGGAUACUCGCACUCUCGGCAAUCUCUCUGUUGUUUUCGGCUUUGAAGUGGACAUCUGUGAAGGUGCAGCCCUGGAUCAGCCCAGUGUCUACGUGACGGAAGUGUUGGCAAACAGUGUGGCUCACAGUGCUGAUUUGCAUAUUGGUGAUGAGAUUCUGUCUAUCAAUAUGGAGGCUGUGGAAGAGCAAACUCGCAGCAGGAUCAUUGAGCUGCUACAGGCACCUGUCUUGUCGAUGGUAGUUCGUUCGUGCGGAGCAUUCAGUGUCGUGCCCGAUACCAAUCUCAUCGAUGAGCUUGUUUGCCCUGCACCGCCCAGCUUUGUGGAUCUGACCGAUGUCUCUCUGGAAGAUCUUAUGGUUCCCAAACCACCUGGGGAAGACCAGCCUGAUGGUGUUGACGAAGAUGGCCAGGAUGACAACUUUGCUGCGGUGGAAACCGAGCAGAUCGACAAGUUCCUGCAGAAUAUUGAAGAGCUGAAUGCGUACCUGCUGACGUUACAAAUGGAAGCACCUCCAGUGGCAGUCACCGCAUCCAUCAACCACACUGUAUCCAAGGAGAAGCGCAUUUCCAUGUGUGCUCAGGAGCUAGUGGAUACUGAGCGUCACUACAUCAAGAAACUGACCAUCCUGCUUGACCGCUACCUGGAGCCGUUACGUUUCGAGACUUUCAUUCCCAAGGAAACGCUUGAGCUAGUUUUUGGCAAUAUUCGUGAUGUGGUGAUUUUUCAGCGCCAAUUCCUGCAAGAUUUAGAAGAUUCACUUCGGCACAUUCAGUCCGCCGAUGACAAGGCUUCAGCACAAUCUAUCCGUCUGAUGAUCUUCUCGCUGAGUGGCUCUGUUUUGUUCUACAUGCGCCGGUUCAAGAUGUACAGUUCCUUCUGUGUCAGUCAUAUGGAGGCAAACCUAUUCCUCAACAAACCCGAAUCCCUUGCCAAUGAACAGCUUCAGGAGUUCUUGCGCGUGCGCAAUCCGAAGAAGGACAGCGCAAUGUCUUUACCGGCCCUCCUCAUCAUGCCAAUAUUGCGUCUUAUGCGCUACCCAUUGUUCUUGGAGACUAUGCGCUCACUGACUGUUCCAGAUAGCACCGAGCACCAGCGGCUAACAGAGGCAAAGUCUGGCAUGGAGCACAUGGCAGACUACAUCAACGAGAUGCAGCGUAUCAAUGACCAGUUUGGUGUUCUGUUCCACCAGCUACUCACGGAGUCCGCUUUUACCGAGCCAUGGCUAAGUGCAUCGAUCAACGACCUGUGUCAACAUCUGGAGGUUAUGUGGCUCAACGCCAAUCAGUCUCUCAUGCAUGGCCAUAGCUGGAAGAAAGGUGUCGGGCCGAGGGCUCAUUGUUUUGUCUUCAAGACAAUCAUAGUCAUCUUGUGUGAACCGCACAAGGGCAAGCGCAAAUCAACAAAGAACCUUGCGGAUGCCCCAGCCAUGCAGCAGUCAGCGGUCACAAUGGACGACUUGCUGUUUUGGACUGUUGUCCGCACCUCACGUGCCAAAGCGGUUGACUUGCCUGAUUCUGAUGGUGUGACUGAUAUGUGGCAGCUGGUCAACAAGACAACCCAGCCGGUGACCACUUAUCUCUUCAGAGCCAUAGCUGACGGCGAAAAGCCAGCCGCGGUGACUACGAUACGGCAGGUAAUACGCGACCGGAACGCAGCGCUGACUGCUCUAACGCCUGGCACCGCGCGGAGAAAACUGGCCAGCGCCCAGCAGCAAGGAGUGGAGAGUGGUGGCAGUGGUGGUGCUGGUAGUGGUGCAGCACAGCAGAUCAGCGUCACGUCCUACUCACGCCAUCACGAGGCAAGCACGACCACACGAGUGGUAUCGCCCGACAGCGAGGCCGGACUGUUCACGCGCUCGGCGCAGCUCCGCACCAGCAAUCGCAAGCGGCGAGCGUCGGAAUGCGGACGUAGCAUAGAGACCGCAGCGGCCGCAGCUCUUGGGGCCAGCGAGGACUAUUUUGCAACUGAAGAAGUUAACUGUUGAUUUCUAACCUUGAUUGUAACCGGUUUCCAUCCUAGAUCUGGCUGUAUACCUCCUAUCUGUACAUAUCCGACCACUGCUUAGCUAAGUAGGCAUGUUGCUGGUAACAAUGAUCUUGAGAUUACAGCUGUACAUUGAACAGAGUGGCGAUGUUUAUCUCAAGUUUAGUUUGACGUCUUACUCGGAACUGGGUACUUGGUUUUUUUUUCAUUUGAAUUUCUAGUGAAGCAUUCCAACCACAUGAUGUGGUUGCGAUACAAUGCUCGGUGUACGGGCAAGAUGAGAUUGAUGAGAGCGAGGAAUAAAUUUGCUAUUUAUCGGAA
This is a messenger RNA of Sycon ciliatum, 6238 nucleotides long. Its product is annotated as protein still life, isoform SIF type 1-like. The transcript is spliced from 48 exons. Gene Ontology annotation, cellular component: synapse; membrane. Gene Ontology annotation, molecular function: guanyl-nucleotide exchange factor activity; protein binding. NCBI's taxonomy places the organism in Eukaryota, Metazoa, Porifera, Calcarea, Leucosolenida, Sycettidae. The record is from RefSeq and is a predicted model, not a curated record. Bases 1098 to 5918 code for a protein of 1606 amino acids. Gene Ontology annotation, biological process: small GTPase-mediated signal transduction; positive regulation of axonogenesis; activation of GTPase activity.